AUGGACAUUACGCCCGCAUUCAACCAGGUGCUAGCAAAGCAUGAUGCGCGUCCUAUUAAGCCUCACGUGUUUCGGGUCGAAGCCUUGGAUGACUUUGUGAAAGAAGCAUAUCGUAUUCGCACGCACAUUGCAAAACUGCACACAGACCUUAGGUACAUACGGCAGAGCUAUCUCUCUACUGCACCGCCUCCCCGCCGGAAAAAGUACACAACAAGUACCUCGUCCACGUCGGCCGACCAUGAUUCAGCAUACCUCACCGACGCGCAACGUAACGAAAUCGACGCCCAAGCAAAGCUAUCGAUAAACCAGUUGAAUGAUGCUAUCAAGCGACUUGGAAUCGCCGAACAGGCACGACAGGCGACAGAGAAGCAACUUGCGCUGAAGAAGCGGGCGAAACAAGGGCUGGGUGCCUUGGGACGGUGGGCAGCAGGCGGGGCAAUCACAGCGAAGAGUGUCGAGGAGGAGAUUGAAGAGACCAAGGCGAAUACUAUCAAAGCGCAUCGGGAGAGCAUAAUAUGGUCGUUGCAGAACCAGCUCGAGCAAUGUGGCCGCUUCCAGAGCGCCAUGAUGGAGAUCAGGCUCAUGCGCGAGGUUGAAAAGAGCAAAAGUGUUCUGUAUAAGACGAGAACUACAGGACCAGGAGCAGCCGAUUACAGCGGUAUGAACGGUGGCAGUAGUGUCGGAGGCGAGUCUGCAGAUUAUCGGGCCAAGUCGACAUACACACAGGACGAGUCGAGCGCGGUGAUUGAGAACCAGCUCGACCCAGAGCAACUCCAGCUAUUUGCGCAGGAAAACCAGGACAUGCUCAAGCAGUACGAGGACCAACUCGACAAAGUCCGCCAAACCGAGAAGUCGCUCACAGAGAUUGCCGAACUGCAAUCAACUCUCGCAACCAACCUCAGCAUACAGGCUGCCCACAUUGAUCAGCUAGUCGAGGACUCACUCAAUACGACGGAGAAUGUCGGAAGCGGAAACAAGGAGCUCAAGCGGGCGACGGAGAGAGGCAGUACAGCGCAAAAGGUCUUCUGGGCCACGACUGUCUUCUGUGGCACUCUCAUUUUGUGGGAUUUGUUUAUUUAG
Molecule: messenger RNA, 1080 nt
Organism: Pyrenophora tritici-repentis Pt-1C-BFP
Lineage: Eukaryota; Fungi; Ascomycota; Dothideomycetes; Pleosporales; Pleosporaceae
Product: t-SNARE complex subunit, syntaxin
Biological process (GO): retrograde vesicle-mediated transport, Golgi to endoplasmic reticulum
Cellular component (GO): SNARE complex; endoplasmic reticulum
Source: RefSeq, a predicted model, not a curated record